GACACCUCGUAUAAAAAUAAGACCGAAUUACGGUUCACUUUGCUGCACCGACACCUACAUUAUUUCAGACUGCUGCAAAGAUUUCAGUUCCGAUUAUAGCUUGCAGAAAAUGUCCCUUGCUCGCAUGUUCACACGGCUGCGUGGUACUGUGGAGCUGGUGUCUCGAGGGCAGAGUCUGGCCAUCGCGGGGUCUUGCCAUCUUCAAACCCAGAUAAACAACAACCGUCGCCAGCAUACGGCUCCGCAAACCAGCACGUGCAAGUGGCAGCUACGAGACGAUUACUUCGAGCUCAGUUAUGGUGGUGUUGUCAUGCACUUUGACUACGUGUGGCUGAGGGACCACUGCCGUUCUGCAUCCUGCUACAACGCUAAGACUAACCAGCGCAACCUGGACACAGCCAACAUAGAUCUCAGUAUUCGCCCGAUUAAGACCAGGGUGGACGAGGAAAAUCUGUUCCUCACGUGGCCUGAUGGUCAUGUGACACGCUAUAACCUGUCCUGGUUGGCCCAGAACAGCUACGAGGGUAAAAAACAGAGCGCCAUGCACCCGCGCAUCCUCUGGAACGUGGACACCUACACAAAAGCCCAGGUGCCCUCUGCCAGCUGGGAAAAGUUCAUGACCUGCAACGACGAGCUGAAGAAGUUUCUCAGCAACUUUCUGCUUUACGGCAUUGCUUUCGUCGAGGACGUCCCGGCGACGGAAGAUGCCACAGAAACAGUCACUCAUAGAGUCAGCCUCAUCAGGGAAACCAUGUACGGCCGGAUGUGGAAUUUUACCUCCGAUUUCUCCCGCGGGGACACGGCCUACACCAAACUAGCCCUGGACUGCCACACAGACACGUCAUACUUCCAAGAGCCCUGCGGGAUCCAGGUUUUCCACUGUUUGAGGCAUGAGGGCACUGGUGGAAGAACCCUGCUGGUGGAUGGGUUCCACGCCGCGGACAAGGUUCUGCAGCAGAACCCGGAAAACUUCGAGAUUCUGUCGCAUGUGCCCAUUAAGCACGAGUAUAUCGAGGGCAUGAGCGAGCACCAGAACCACAUGAUCGGCAUCGGGCCAGUCCUCAGCGUCUACCCGUGGAACAAUGAGGUCUACAUGAUCCGGUAUAACAACUAUGAUCGUGCUGUAAUCAAUACUGUUCCGCACGAUGUGGUCCAGCGCUGGUACGUCGCUCACCGGCAGCUGACCACAGAGCUUAGGAAAGAAGAGAACAGACUAUGGGUUAAGCUUAAACCUGGCAAGGUUCUCUUCAUCGAUAACUGGCGGGUGUUGCACGGGAGAGAAUCGUUCACUGGUCUGCGUCAGCUGUGUGGGUGUUACUUGACCCGGGACGAUGUUCUGAACACGGCUCGCGUGUUGGGGCUGCAUGCCUGAGCACCAAGUGUGUUGAGGGCCUACGUCAAAACAUCAUCCCCUUCAGCCCGGCACGGUUGAAAGGAACAAAGACAGUUAAAUGAAUGGGCACAGUCCUGCAGGGAUUUGCCACGGGGAUGCUUUCCCUCAAACUCUGCAGGUUUUUCUGUUAAUUGCACAAAUAGGAAGCAAACCUUUGGAUCGGAAAAAGACAUUCGU
Molecule: messenger RNA, 1570 nt
Organism: Chanos chanos (milkfish)
Lineage: Eukaryota; Metazoa; Chordata; Actinopteri; Gonorynchiformes; Chanidae
Gene: tmlhe
Product: trimethyllysine hydroxylase, epsilon
Exons: 8
Coding region: 110-1372 (420 amino acids)
Biological process (GO): carnitine biosynthetic process
Cellular component (GO): mitochondrion
Molecular function (GO): trimethyllysine dioxygenase activity; iron ion binding
Source: RefSeq, a predicted model, not a curated record